Molecule: messenger RNA, 2127 nt
Organism: Cryptomeria japonica (Japanese cedar)
Lineage: Eukaryota; Viridiplantae; Streptophyta; Pinopsida; Cupressales; Cupressaceae
Exons: 5
Coding region: 104-1231 (375 amino acids)
Biological process (GO): translational initiation
Cellular component (GO): eukaryotic translation initiation factor 2B complex
Molecular function (GO): guanyl-nucleotide exchange factor activity; translation initiation factor activity
Source: RefSeq, a predicted model, not a curated record
CAAUUACACACAUAUAAAGGAAUCAAUACCCGUACAUCAUAAAGUUGUUUGUCGUUGACGAGGGAAUCGUAUCCAGACUGCGUAUCCUGCCAUUCAAUUCAAAAUGUGGAGGAAGUCGGCGUCUUUCGUGAUGGAGAAUGUCUUAGAACAACGGAAAGACAUUCGGAAAGCAGCAGGUAUGGAGGGAGAGAUGAACAAGUAUUAUGAGACCCGGGCAGGGCACCACUCCGCCGUCACUUCGGAUUGGCUGGCGCAGGCACAGGCGGCGCUUCCACGCGGCAAUUCAGAGGAACUCGACAAGGCACCUAUCGACGAAACUGCCAAAUCCUUUGACGUCAUUGCUGAAUUCAAUCACUGGAGAAAGAAGCCUCAUUUGGCGGAGGCGGUGGCUGCCAUCAUGGCCUUGGCUGCUGUCAUCAAGCGCAGCCAGGCCUCAACCAUGAUGGAGCUCGAAAUCGAGCUCAAGAACGCCUCCGACACUCUUAAAUUGUGGGAUGAGACUUCUAUUUCAUUAUCUGCUGGCUGUGACCUUUUUAUGCGAUAUGUUACUCGGACAUCUGCUUUGGAGUAUGAAGAUUUUCAUACUGCCAAGUCUCGCCUUAUAGAACGUGGAGAAAGGUUUGGAGAAAUAUCCCUCAAGGCUCGCAAAACCAUUGCAAUGCUUGGUCAGGAUUUUAUAGUUGAUGGUAGCAGAAUUUUGGUUCAUGGUUUCUCCAGAGUAGUCUUGGCAUUGUUGAAGAUGGCAUCAUCUAAUGGGAAGCACUUUAGUGUUUUUUGCACUGAAGGAAGACCAGACAACACAGGCAUAGAGAUGACAAAGGAACUUGUUGCAGUGGGUGUUCCUGUUAAACUUAUCAUUGAUUCAGCUGUGGCAUAUACCAUGGAGAAAGUGGAUUUGGUACUCUUUGGGGCAGAUGGUGUGGUUGAGAGUGGAGGUAUCAUAAAUAUGAUGGGAACAUAUCAAACUGCAUUGGUAGCUCAUAGCAUGAAUAAACCUGUCUAUGUGGCAGCUGAAAGUUACAAGUUUGCACGUCUUUAUCCUCUUGAUCAAACAGACAUGUCCCCUGCUAUGCGCUCAAUUAAUUUUGGAGAUUCUGUUCCUCCAUCAGUAGAAACGGACUCUUCUGCAAGAGAUUAUACUCCGCCACAGUAUCUUACUCUCUUGUUCACAGACUUGGGUGUGUUGACACCAUCUGCAGUCAGUGACGAACUUAUUAAGCUCUACUUGUAGGCUGUUUCAACUGAUGAAGUAUAGAGGAUUCAACAAUUAUGAGGGCAUUCAAGUUUUCUCAAUAUGCCAGGAAAUGGAGAUGAAGAGGAGCUGAGUGAUUUGCAUAUCCUACAUGGUUAUUACUACAGGUAUCUAAACAUGGCAUGGUUAGCCCUUUUUUCUUCAAUUAUAACAAGAUUGAGUCUUGGGGGCAGAUGAUUUAAGAAAGGAGCAAUUUGCAUAUAUGGUCAUUUCACUACCAUUAAACGUAGGAUUAUCCCCAAGUGAAAGAGUGUUGCAUUCGUCACUGAAGUUAUAAUUUAGUAUUUCUUGUAAAUUGAAGCAGUCAAUCCUGGGGUCUUCUCAAUCAAUGGCAUCUGUAGUCAAAAUUUACAUCACAAGGAAACCACAUGAUUGCAGACGCAUUGCAUGUACUAACGAGUACACUGUGAGAUCGAUAAUCAGAAAAAUUGUACUUGUGAAAAUUGUCAGCUUUUUAUUCAUGACUGCUUUAAGGCUUGGGUAACAUGUCACACCUUGACGUUGGCUGAUUUCUCAUUUACUUGCAACAGAUUUUUGUUUGGAAUGAAUCUUAGUGAUUAUUUCUUUACAAAAAGACAGAAAGCUAAAACAAAGUUUCAAUUUAUGUAAUUAUUAAAAGGUAUUCCAGUGAUUCUUAAGUUUAUAUGAGGAUGAAGUAUGGUGUUUUGAGGUCUUCCAGUGAUUAUUCAUAGGUUUUCUGGUGAUUAAGUGAGUGUAUACAAAGAUUGUGCGGAGUCGAAGAUGCUUUUCUUGGUUAGGGAUCUCUGCUCUGUGGUAGUUAAUCGAGGGCUACCUCCAUGGAAUUGAUAUUUCUCUGUAUCACAUGAUUCACUUUAGUUGUGAUUUUGUUAAUGUUGAUUUUUCUUUUCAAAUUC